This is a messenger RNA of Linnemannia hyalina, 2175 nucleotides long. NCBI's taxonomy places the organism in Eukaryota, Fungi, Mortierellomycota, Mortierellomycetes, Mortierellales, Mortierellaceae. The record is from the annotation of a GenBank genome assembly.
AUGUUCAAGGUUUCAAGGAAACUGGUGCUUGUCAGUCACACCACCACUCUAUCCAGGAACGCCUUCUCGACCCUCACCAAGACCCCCUUCCGAACCCUGCAACGCAACACCCGGACUGUAGUAUGGAACACUCGUUCGUCACUUUCGGGGCAGGUGCGGUCAGUAACUUUGGCGGCUUCGCAGGCUCUCCCUCCCACCCCUGAGACCUCGUACGACGUUAUCGUUGUAGGAGGAGGCCAUGCAGGGUCCGAAGCCUGUGCCGCUGCUGCCAGAACAGGCGCCAAGACAUUGCUGCUCACCCAAAAGCUGGACACCAUCGGUGAAAUGUCAUGCAAUCCCUCAUUUGGUGGCGUUGGCAAAGGAGUCCUUGUUCGGGAGAUUGACGCUCUGGAUGGUCUCUGUGGCCGUAUCUCGGAUUUAGCUGGCGUGCAAUUUAGGAUCUUGAACCGAUCUAAGGGACCUGCGGUUCACGGCCCUCGUGCUCAGAUCGACAGGAAGCUGUACAAGAAACACAUGCAGGCUGCCUUGAACGAGUAUCCUAACUUGACUAUCAAGGCUGGAUCAGUCUCCGAUAUUGUUCUCGGGGCCGAGAUCUUGCCACCCACUCCUGGCCAGAAUAACGUACAAGGAGAGAUCAAAGGAAUCAAGCUUGAAUCGGGAGAGGUGAUCCACGCACCCAAGGUGGUUAUUACUACAGGGACGUUUUUGCGAGGAGAGAUUCAUAUCGGACUGGAGGCAUAUCCCGCUGGACGUAUCGACGAGGAGGCAUCUAUUGGACUUUCGGAUUCACUGGCACAGGCAGGAUUCGAACUCUCUCGACUCAAGACCGGAACACCCCCUCGACUGGAUGGCAAGACGAUUGACUUUUCAGAGCUCACGCCUCAAUAUGGUGACCAGCCCCCAUCGCCCUUUUCGUAUCUGAACAAGGAGGUUGCUAAUGGGCACCGCCAAUUGGCUUGUUACCAGACCAGCACCAACCCAAAGACGCACGAGAUUAUCCGUAACAACUUGCACAAGUCGAUUCACAUUCGUGAAACCGUCAAGGGUCCACGCUAUUGCCCCUCGAUCGAGUCCAAGAUCAUGCGCUUUACCACUAAGGAAGCUCAUACCAUCUGGUUAGAGCCCGAGGGUUACGAUAAUGAUGUCAUCUAUCCUAACGGUAUCUCGAUGACCCUUCCUGAGAAGGAGCAGAUCGAGAUGUUGAGGACAAUCAAGGGUUUGGAGAAUGUUACGGUCUUGCGAUGCGGUUACGGUGUCGAGUACGACUAUGUCGAUCCUCGGGAGCUCAAGCGGACACUGGAGACACACCGUAUUCACGGUCUGUACCUUGCGGGACAAAUCAACGGAACUACUGGAUACGAGGAGGCUGCUGCCCAGGGUGUCCUUGCCGGUAUCAACGCCGGUCUGUCUGCAAAGUCCAAGGCGCCUCUGAUCCUCACUCGUGCGGACGCCUACAUUGGAGUGCUGGUUGACGAUCUUAUCACCAAGGGUGUCGAGGAACCCUACAGGAUUUUUACAUCGCGGUCCGAGUACCGGCUGACUCUGCGUGCGGACAAUGCUGAUCUGCGCUUGACUCGCAAGGGAUACGAGGCGGGUUGUGUUACAGACUACCGCUGGAACGUCUACCAAAAGAUGGAGGCGGAAAUGAACCGAGGAAUGGAGCUUAUGAGUGAGUUCAAGCUGUCACCUGCCAAGUGGGCUGAAUAUGGCUUCGGCAAGAGCGAUGACGGUGUCAAGCGAAGUGCGAUCGAAAUGCUUGGGUUCCCCAACGCCAAAAUGCAACAGUUUCACGAGGCCAUUCCCGAGUUGAAGGGGAUGGAUCCCGAUGUCCAGAACAAGAUUGAGGUUGAGGGUGCCUACUCGGUUUAUCUUCGUCGACAGGGCGCAGAGGUCACUGCAUUUAUGAGAGACGAGAACAUGGAGCUGCCUUCUGACAUUGAUUACUCUGCUGUCCCGAACUUGUCGAACGAGAACCGAACCAAGCUGGAGCGUCACCGUCCCGCCACACUGGGUGCUGCAAAACGAAUUGAGGGAGUCACGCCAACGAGCAUCGUGGAGCUGCUUAAGUACGUUCAAAGGACAAAGCGUCUUCCAACCAUGCUCACAGGCGAGCCAAUCCGUUCUGGCAGCCGAAAGGACCGUCUCCGACAGCGCCUCAUGACCAAGGACGCUUAA